AAAAAAAAAGAAAAAGGAAAAAAAAGAGAAUCCAUUUAGCUUUUUUUUUUUCUUUGCCGCGUUCGUUACCACAGCGGGGACCAAAAUAGAAAAGGGAUCUGAUCAAAAUCUUUGUGACUGACUGACUGGUGGUGGAAAGUCUUUCAUUCUCUCUCUUCUCUUUUUCUCUAUUUCUCUUUUUUUAGAAAAGAGUCUCUGUGCACGCAAUGUCCACUCCUGAACCAAUGGAUGUAACUACUCCCAUGUCUCUUGAUGUGCUGGCUCUCAUCAAUGAUGCUCGUAUGCAGUAUGGUCUUCGACAUCAAGAUUAUCAACGUUACCGAGAAUACAGUGCUCAUCGCCUUCGUCGCUUACGUCAAAUCUUAAACAUGACUCAGACUAACAGCAAAAACACCAAUCGUCAAAAAGAGUUACCAGAAAACUUUACCGAUCCACGUUAUCUCCAUCUCUAUGUAUACGAUACCGAACGCGCUUGGGCCUACGCUAUGGAACUAAAACAGGAAUCUACAAACAGUAUGGAUACUAGAAAACGCCAUCAUUUGACGAAAAGAUUGAAACGUGCUGCUCAACAUGCUGAAAAACUGGUCAUCAUUUGUGAACAAAAUACUGUGGAUGCUCGUUCUGUUUUGGAUGCAAAGGCUUAUGCAGCUACUAUGAAAGGUUAUUUGUAUUUCGAACAACAACAAUGGCAACAAGCAAUAGAUCAAUUUGUUGAAUCAAGAACUAUUUACGAACGAUUCGCCAGUAAUAACAACAAUGUUCAUCAAGAAGCCUUAUAUUAUGCAGCAAUGGAUGAAAUUGACCCAAACAUUCGAUUCUGUGCCUACAAGUUACAACUCAACGGAAGUGGAUCUGCACAAGACAUUGAAACUUUGGUAGCCAAUUUGAAACAACAGCGCAAUGUAACAGGAAUGGAUUUAUUGGAAGCACAAUUAGCCAAGGUGGGUGAAGAACAUCGCAAAGAACAAGCUCAAGCAUUGGCACAUAUGACUUGGCGACAUGAACAAUUCGAUGUCAAGAAUGUACAACUGGCGGAUGCAAUUGCAAAGGCUCAAGAAACAACUGCAUCAUCAUCCUUGGUAUCAACAAAUGGAGCAGUGGCUCGUUAUGAUGGUCUUCUCUCUGAUUGGGCCGAUGCUGAAAAACGAAUCAAAAAACUGAUCAAGGAAGACAAAGAAGCUGUGGCAAAGGUGACUUCUUCACGUUCUGCAAAAACCACACAAGAACUAGAAUGGGUCCAUGCAUUUAUUUCUUAUCAUUUUUACGCCUAUUCUAUCCAACGCAAUCUGGCCCUUAUCGAUGAAAUCAAAUCUAGUAAUGGAAAAGUACAAAAUAUGAUCAAGCUUUGGGAUGAUAUCUUGAAGAAUGUUGAUUACAUGCGUGAUUUACCACGUAUCAAUGAAAGUCAUGAUUUUGAAGUUGAAUUGAAUAUUCUGACGAACUAUUACAAGGCACAAAGAUGUAUUCUAGUAGCACUUGCAUAUGUGGAAUUACGAAAAACACCUGAAGCACUUGCUCUAUACGAACGCAGUCAAGUUCAUAUCGCUCACACGAAACAAGGAAUUCAACAAUCUCAGCCAUUUGCGGAGGAUGCUGUUUUAAAAGUAUCCAUGGAAGAUGUGACUCAAUUGGAACAAAUUGUCCGUACUGGUAAUUGGAAAGCUCAAGCCUCUUGGUAUCUUGAAAAUGAAGAUACAGAUAUGGACAAUCAAAUGGAGGACCAACAAUAUACUUUGACGAAAAAGAUGGAUCAAUUACAUUUGAAUAGCACAGAUGAGAUUGCUUUGAUCAAACGUCUAGAUGUUUAUCCUUCUUCUAUCACUGGCAAUAACAAUGUACCACAUUUGAUUGAUUUUCCUCCUUCCUUCACUCCUGUACCAUGCAAACCGUUCUACUUUGAUUUGGCAGCCAAUCAUAUCAAAUACCCUUCAACUCUUGAUGAACGUGCUUCCGCUGCAAAAUCAUCCGGAUUAUGGAAAUUCUUCGGUUUUGGCAAUUAGAUGACUUUAUUAGAAUUUUCCUUUUUUUUUUUUUUUGUUAUAU
Halteromyces radiatus is the source of this 2043-nucleotide messenger RNA. RefSeq lists its product as uncharacterized. The coding region runs from base 207 to 2000 and encodes 597 amino acids. Gene Ontology annotation, molecular function: 7S RNA binding; signal recognition particle binding; endoplasmic reticulum signal sequence receptor activity. Gene Ontology annotation, cellular component: signal recognition particle, endoplasmic reticulum targeting. Gene Ontology annotation, biological process: SRP-dependent cotranslational protein targeting to membrane. The record is from RefSeq and is a predicted model, not a curated record. NCBI's taxonomy places the organism in Eukaryota, Fungi, Mucoromycota, Mucoromycetes, Mucorales, Cunninghamellaceae. The transcript is spliced from 9 exons.